AAAAAAAAUUCUUUCUUUCCAAACACUUUAAAUACUUUCUGCAAAGUUUUUUUUCAUUCCAAACAGUUUUAACGUAGAAGCAGCGUUGGCCGCCGAUUUCGAUUACGAUCCUAUCUCGAGGCUGAGAGAAGAUGGUGAUGACGUCAUCUUCAUCCGAUUCCAAACCUGGAAUCAACGAAGCGCCGUCAAAAAAACUUGGAGACUCGUCCCCGGAGCUAGGAGAUUCGAACUCUUCAGAGAAACUUGGAGACUCGUCCCCAGAGCUAGGAGAUUCCAACUCUUCAGAGGAACUUGGAGAUUCGGAAGAGAGCGUGUUUUGCUUGUUCAUGAAAGAAGGUGAUUGCAAAGACUCAUUCACGGCUUGGGAAGUUUGUGUGGAGGAAGCUAAGAAGAAGAACGAAGACUUCGUCCCCAAGUGUAGGGAAUUCACUGCUACCAUGUAUAAUUGUAUGCUUGCUCACUCCGAUUAUUACCAGCCUAUUCUUUUAGCGGAGAAAGUUUAUUAUGAAGAUGAAGAGACGAUGAAGGAGAUAGAGGAAGCCGAGAAGAACAAGGUCAAACAAGACAUCUCUCAAGAAGACGAUGUGGCUGCGACGAAGCUAGCUCAGGGUUGACUACCUUAGAGUAUAGGUUAACUUUUUUUUUUAAUGUUUCUUUUUUUGCUCCAAGGGAUUUUAUCAAUAUUGGAUUUUUUAUGAAAUUACUUUUUUCUUUUGUCAGCUUUGAUCUCAAGUUUCUUUGAUUUGAAUGAGAGGUCCGCAUUGUCUCUUGGUUUA
This is a messenger RNA of Raphanus sativus (radish), 776 nucleotides long. RefSeq lists its product as uncharacterized. Lineage: Eukaryota; Viridiplantae; Streptophyta; Magnoliopsida; Brassicales; Brassicaceae. The transcript has a single exon. The coding region runs from base 132 to 614 and encodes 160 amino acids. The record is from RefSeq and is a predicted model, not a curated record.